Molecule: messenger RNA, 3582 nt
Organism: Trichoplusia ni (cabbage looper)
Lineage: Eukaryota; Metazoa; Arthropoda; Insecta; Lepidoptera; Noctuidae
Exons: 3
Coding region: 2195-3376 (393 amino acids)
Source: RefSeq, a predicted model, not a curated record
UGCCAAAAAUCGUCUCAAAAUGUUUUUUGGGAACGCCAAAGACUUCAAAAUUGCACGGCGGUUCACGUUCAACCAGAAAGAGUCUGACAUCACCCACUUCCUGCCCCGAGGAGGUUGGUUACCACGAAGGUUUCCGCGCUUUGACCGAAAAAAAAUUUAUUUGACUUGUUUUGGCAUCAAACUUGCACCAAGUGCAAUUUCAUCCACAUUAUAAAGAAAAAAGUUACAACGAUUGAAGAUUGGUUUUCUUUAAAUACCUUAAUUAUACAAGUGUCUUUUAUUCAGAGGUAUUUAACUAACAAAAUAUUUUUUUUAAAGAAAGGUGAAACAAUCAAGGGAAUUUAAUAUUAAUUUCACGCAAAUUUACUAAAUUAGUCUGCUUGAAGCCCUAACUAAUAAAUCAUUUUAGGAUCCACCAUCCCGUUUUAAUAAAAUUAAGUACUUCCAGUCGCCCCUGAAUACCAUUCAACACAACCUUAGAUUUGAAUCAAACUACUCAUUAAACCACAAAAAUCACAUAUCUCCAUUUCGGUAUCAUGCCAAUUCCUCUUUUAUGACAACUGCAUAAAAUCGAGAUUUCAAUACACGGCAUAUAAAGUUAUGACAUUUUAGCUACUGAAUCUGCUUCAACUUUUACCGUGAUAAAGGCAUUUUAACGUUCAAAAGGAAGUUCGUAUCGACACCAUUGACCUUUGAUGACGUCAAUGUACCAGAGGCUUAUAAUCAUGAACACUCGGAAAACAAUAGAUUUUACCCAUCAACCCCGAUAGGCUGUUGAACUAAAUCUAAUAAUGUACCGGAAUGAAUCAGACAAAUUUACAAUAAAUAUUGGAUACGUAUUUUACUACACAUUUUUUACCGCACCUUUAAAAAUUAAGGAAGGAAAACCAAUUAAGAUGAUGAAAUGCCCCUAAAGGCCGCUUAACCACACGUAAAGGGGCCUGAAAAGAUCACUUAUAUAAUUGACAAUAAAAAAGGUACUACGUCCCACGAGUCUUCAUUUACAGUUUAAUAGAUAAAAGAAAAUAUACUUACACAAUUUUUUUUCUAAAUUUGUCUGACGUACCAAGAAAAAAAAAUGACAAAUACCCUAUUUACUAUGUGUUUUCGAACAUCAGCUUAUGACGUUUCUCAAUUAAAGUUUCAACCUUGAAAACUCAUUCGUAUUCAGCGGAGUCGAAUCUAGACUAGUCCUAUUUUAUCUGUGUUGGACAUAUCUGGAACUCGAACCAAAUUGGUACAUUUACAUUUAUAUCUUCAACUGACAGACAAUUUUAAGGAAUGGAGAUAGUUUUAACCACGUGCAUACGUAUAGUCAAGGUACAAAAGACAGGAUUACUCAAUAUGGUGGUAAAGUAUGCUCUAAUCAUAAAAUUUCCGUGUAAUUUUUCAUAUCUUUUCUUGCAUAAGAGCCUUCUAUCACGUGUGAUACCGUGAACAAGGGAAAUACUUACUGAUUAUUUUUUAUGAUAAAAGUAUGCAACGGUUUACUCAUGCUUAUUUAUUAGAUUGUCCGAUUUGCCUUGUUGCACUACAACAUUCCCAUCAUCUAAAUACCUCUAAAACAUACUAGUCCUAAAAAUGUAUUCAAAUUCCGACUUUCUAAGGACUUUUACACAUCUAUAAUCCGGUUACUCCUUCUAUCAACUGUACCAGUAAUUGCAGGGUCGUUUCCACUCAAUAAUUCAUUGGUUUUCUCGUCGGCUGCCGUAAAAGUGCCACUAGAGAAAUGGGUUGACAAAGCUUUCUAAUUCACAUCUCUGACGUAGCCUAAUAGCUGGCAAUUAUUCGCUGUCUUCCUUGUUUACGGAGCAAGGAUUAAAACCAAAAGAUAAUAUCAGUUAAUCGUGUGAAAAAAGGAUAACCGUGUAAUCCUACUAAAUAUUAUAAACUCGGAAGUUUGAAUGUAUGGAUUUUUGUUGCCCUUUCAUUUAAAAACCACUGAAAUUAUUUCGAUGAAGCUUGAUAUACAGUUUGGUUUAUAACCAGGAUUAAAACAUAGGAUAUUUUUAAUGGUGGGAACAUUUUUAAUCGGUAGCGGGCUUGUCAUUGAAACAUAUGAGUGCGCGCCGGGUUUUGAACCUACCACUUUUAGUAUAUCGCGUCUGAUGAGUGCUGCUAUUAAGAAGAACCUGAAAGCUGAAGAAAAUAGUAGAAGGGAUAUUGAUAAAUCUUUUUUGUGCACGUGGAAAUUAUGUACCGCCGAAAUAUUGCAAACUCAGAAACCUUCUAUGCCAAGUUAAUGGAUCGUGAAACUGUUCAAUUUUUUUUCUCUUAUCUUAGAACGCAACAUGGAAAGAUUGAACUGAUUUAUCCUUUUUUUAUUUUCGCAGGUUUUUUCUGCAGGAAGACCAGCUUUCCCAAUUUCCAGGUCUCUAGAAAACAAUCUGCGAAAAUUAUAACUUUUUGGCUAGCAUCCUGCCUGAGAUACAGCCUGGUGACGGACAGUCAUACAAAGAGUUUCUUCCGAUGGCAGAUGGUGCAGUCAGAACGUUUGAGAUUAUUCUUUUCACAUUGGGACUGGACAGAAAUUCGAAGACGAAGAAGACUUAAUUGUGUCGCUGGCAUAUCUAUAGAUUUGCUUUGUCUCGGCACGGCAGUUCUUCUUAAUAGAAGAACACUGAUAACCUCCGCCAAUUACCUUGAUCCAUGGAUGAAUCGUAUGAGGGACGUUCGUAUUUGGGCGUUGGGCAGAGGUGGAUACGAAAACAUGCCUUAUAGGUACAGAGUAUGGCGAAUCACAAGACUGUUUCCAAAAAGUUUAAAUCCAGAACAUUGGCAUGGUCCAAGAGGUAUCCAUUCGCCGAGGCACGACGUUUCUGUUAUUCAUAGUCUUGAUCAAAUAUACAUUAUGGCUUAUCCACCGACCAGGUACCAUCUUCCUUAUAGGUGUUUUUUAUGCGGUAAACAUCACAGACUAUCAUCCGACCUUUGGUUUACUGGUUCCGGAUACGAAUAUCUUCUGCAUAUUAAAGAAAAUUAUAAAAUAUUUUUCGCAAUGACUCCUAAAAAGUACAUUGUCGAUUGUUCUAAGUAUUUACCUAAAUGGUGGGGGAAAUUUAUUUGCAUCAAAAAUUAUGAAAAUUUACCUGGAGUGCCAAAUGGUGGUGCUUUAUUUGAUGGGGAUCACAUCGUUGGUAUUGGUUGCUUUGAAAUCCGAUACAAUGAGGAUAGAAUUAUGGUGUUUACUGACUUAAGGUACUAUAUGGACUGGGUAUAUUUAUAUGCUGAAAUCUCUCCAGGCGAGUACUACGAGUAUGCGUACCCUCAAUGGGGCCAAAACUUGGGAUGGUUUUUUGAUGGUUUUAACAAUUAUCCUUACAUCCCUUGGUGGCAGGUUAGAGAUGAUUUUUACCCAAUGGGAAAGAAAAAGUAGACUUCUGGUAUUUGAAAUAUGGUCUGGCCAUUUGCAUGGAUAAAGUGACAGGUUUCUUCGUCGACACAUUAUAUUUUUUCUUCUUCGACAUCAAUCAAUACGUUUCAAACAAAUAUGUUUAUUAAAUUGACUUUGCGAUGAACCAAAUGUAAUUAUGUUCCCUGUUGUAUUUCUGUGUGAAAGUAGACGAUAAAUGCAAAAAAUAA